CAACCUUCAUAUUGCUCAACCAACUUUUAAAAAAUAUAUAAAAUGACCACUGAACGCUGGAAAAGUUAGUCUCAGUGAAUCGCCAUCCAGAACACCAAAAUCUCAGAGUCAGACAGUCGGAACAAUGCAGCUGUUUCUAGCAUUCAGUCUUCUUCUUUUGGGAACAUCUUUGACCAGCUCACAACCAGGCCAGGAAAGGGGUGUGAAAGAAGAAGUGGAGCAUUUGAAAGAAGGACUACAACAUUUGGAAACAAAACUGGAAAAACUUGAGCGUGCUUUUUUCACAGUCCAUAAAGCUCGCUCUUUCGGAAGUGGCAGUGAAAGACUAUACAUCACAAAUGGAGGUGAAGGGGACUUUGAAACAGCAAAUUCCACCUGUCUUGCAGCUGGUGGUCACAUUCCUUCACCAAAGAAAGAGCCCGAGAAUCAGGCCCUGCAGAGUGUGUUAAAGAGGCAUGACAAAUCCGCCUACGUUCUGGGCCAUAAUUCUGUUGGAUACACAAACUGGGCAGCCGGAGAACCAAACAAUGCUGAUGGAACUAAGAACUGUGCAGAAACUGACAAAGAGGGCAAGUGGCGAGCUGCAUCCUGUGGAGGGAAGCACUUGAUAGUUUGUGAAUUUUCCUUUAUCCCCUAACUUUGGUUAGCAUCUGUACCAGUGUGGUGUAAGUGGAAAGAGUGUUGGUCUUGGACUCGGAGGGUCCAGGUUCAAACCCUCACUCAAUCAUAAAGCUCACUGGAUAACUCUCAGCCUAACCAACCUCACAGGGUUGUUGUGAGGCUAACAGUGGGUGAAUUUGCACAUAUGCUUCCUUGAGCUUCUUGGAGGAAAGAUGGAAGUAAAUGAAUCUGAUAAAUAAAAAAAAUUGUCAGAG
Rhineura floridana is the source of this 875-nucleotide messenger RNA. RefSeq names its product phospholipase A2 inhibitor alpha-like protein. The coding region runs from base 125 to 637 and encodes 170 amino acids. The record is from RefSeq and is a predicted model, not a curated record. NCBI's taxonomy places the organism in Eukaryota, Metazoa, Chordata, Lepidosauria, Squamata, Rhineuridae. The transcript is spliced from 4 exons.